AUGUCAGCAAAAGCUACUAAACGUGUAGUCGUCGCCGGAGGAAACGGAUUCCUCGGCUCACGCAUCUGCAAAUAUGCUGUAGCCAGGGGGUGGGACGUAACGUCAAUAAGCCGAUCAGGAGAGCCAAAAUGGGAAGCAGUGACCUCCUCCUCCACGCCACCCAACUGGGCGCGCCGCGUGGCCUGGGAGCGCGCAGACAUCCUGAAGCCCUCAACCUACGUCUCCCUGCUGCGGGGCGCCGACUCCGUCGUGCACAGCAUGGGCAUCCUGCUGGAGGCCGACUACAAGGGCGUGCUCCGCGGCCAGGAGUCCCCCAUCUCGGGCCUGCGGAAGGCCUUCUCCAGCGCCAAGCGCCCCGGCAACCCCCUGGAGCGCGGCGUCGCUGACGACCAGGACAUCCGGCCCCCGGAGACCAAGGAGCAGCUCACCUACGAGAACAUGAACCGCGACAGCGCCAUCAUGCUCGCCAAGGAGGCCGCCAAAGAGAACGCGUCGAGCUUCGUCUACGUCUCCGCGGCCGGCGGGGCGCCGGUGCUGCCCACAAGGUAUAUCACCACGAAGAGGGAGGCCGAGAGCACGAUUGCCAGCGAGUUCUCCCAGAUGAGAGGUAUCUUCCCUAGGCCACCCUUCAUGUACGAUUCGAGCAGGGCGUUUACGGUGCCGAUGGCUGCCAUGACUGGCGCUGGUGCGCUCUUCAACAAGCUUACGGGCGGUGUGCUAGGAGGAUUCAUGGGAGCAGCUGGCGCCAAGCCCUUGAAAGUUGAUGUGGUAGCCGAGGCUGUUGUGGAGGCCAUGGAGGAUGAUAACAUCCGUGGCCCGAUCGAGGUCCCUGAGCUUGAGGCGCUGGCUAACAAGGCCUGGAGGAAGGGUAUGCUGUGA
Truncatella angustata is the source of this 879-nucleotide messenger RNA. Its product is annotated as NAD dependent epimerase/dehydratase. Gene Ontology annotation, cellular component: mitochondrion. The record is from RefSeq and is a predicted model, not a curated record. Lineage: Eukaryota; Fungi; Ascomycota; Sordariomycetes; Amphisphaeriales; Sporocadaceae. The transcript has 2 exons. The coding region runs from base 1 to 879 and encodes 292 amino acids. Gene Ontology annotation, molecular function: protein-containing complex binding.